UGUUCCUUCCUCCUCAAGCAGGUUCGCCUGUACUUGUCAAAAUGGCUCAACUCCUGAAUAGCAUACUCAGUGUGAUUGACGUAUUCUACAAAUAUGCCAAAGGGAAUGGGGACUGUGCCUUACUAUGCAAGGAAGAGUUGAAACAACUGCUCUUGGCUGAGUUUGGAGACAUCCUCCGGAGACCAAAUAACCCAGAGACUGUGGAAACCAUCUUGAACCUCUUAGAUCAAGACCGAGAUGGACAUGUUGAUUUUCAUGAGUACCUCUUGUUGGUGUUCCAGUUGGUCCAAGCCUGCUAUCGUAAGCUAGACAAUAAGUCACAUGGAGGCAGGACCUCACAGCAAGAAAGGGGGCAGGAAGGAGCACAAGACCGUAAGUUCCCAGGAAACACAGGCAGACAACACAGACAGAGGCACGAGGAAGAAAGGCAGAACUCCCACCACAGUCAGCCUGAGAGACAAGAUGGAGAUUCCCACCAUGGGCAGCCUGAGAGACAAGACAGAGAUUCUCACCAUGGUCAGUCUGAGAAACAAGACAGAGAUUCCCACCAUGGUCAGCCUGAGAGACAAGACAGAGAUUCUCACCACAAUCAAUCUGAGAGACGAGACAAGGAUUUCAGCUUUGAUCAGUCGGAGAGACAAAGUCAAGACCCCAGCUCUGGUAAAAAAGUGAGUCACAAAUCUACCAGUGGCCAGGCUAAAUGGCAGGGACAUGUCUUUGCCUUAAAUCGGUGUGGAAAACCAGUUCAGGAUUCUCAUUAUGGUCAGUCUGAAAGACUUGCACAACAAUCUGAAACACUUGGACAAGCCUCUCGCUUUAACCAGACAAAUCAACAGAAAUCAGGCUCUUAUUGUGGACAGUCUGAGAGGCUGGGUCAGGAAUUAGGCUGUGGUCAGACAGACAGACAAGGCCAGAGUUCCCACUACGGUCAGAUGGACAGACAAGACCAGAGUUAUCAUUAUGAUCAGACAGACAGACAAGGCCAGAGUUCCCACUACAGUCAGACAGACAGACAAGGCCAGAGUUCCCACUACAGUCAGCCAGACAGACAAGGCCAGAGUUCCCACUAUGGUCAGACAGACAGACAAGACCAGAGUUAUCAUUAUGGUCACCCAGGCGGACAAGGCCAAAGUUCCCACUAUGGUCAGAUGGACAGACAAGGCCAGAGUUCCCACUAUGGUCAGAUGGACAGACAAGGCCAGAGUUCCCACUAUGGUCAGACAGACAGACAAGGCCAGAGUUCCCAUUAUGGUCAGACAGACAGACAAGGCCAGAGUUCCCAUUACGGUCAGACAGACAGACAAGGCCAGAGCUAUCAUUAUGGUCAGACAGACAGACAAGGCCAGAGUUCCCACUAUAUUCAAUCACAGACUGGGGAAAUACAAGGGCAAAAUAAGUACUUCCAAGGGACUAAAGGAACAAGAAAAGCCUCUUAUGUUGAACAAUCAGGAAGAUUAGGGAGGCUAAGUCAACAGACUCCAGGACAGGAAGGGUACCAAAACCAGGGACAGGGAUUCCAGUCUAGGGACUCACAGCAGAACAGCCACCAGGUAUGGGAGCCUGAAGAGGAUAGCCAACACCACCAACACAAACUCUUAGCACAAAUCCAACAAGAAAGACCACUUUGUCACAAAGGGAGAGACUGGCAAUCAUGCAGUAGUGAGCAGGGCCACAGACAGGCCCAGACCAGGCAGAGUCAUGGUGAGGGGCUGAGCCACUGGGCAGAGGAAGAGCAGGGCCAUCAAAGUUGGGAUAGACACAGCCAUGAGGGUCAGGAAGGUCCACGUGGGACACAGGACAGGCGAACCCAUGAAGAUGAGCAGAACCAUCAGAGACGAGACAGACAAACACAUGAAGAUGAACAGAGCCGUCAGAGACGAGACAGGCAAACCCAUGAAGACGAGCAGAACCAUCAGAGACGAGACAGGCAAACCUAUGAAGACGAGCAGACCCAUCAGAGACGAGACAGGCAAACCCAUGAAGACGAGCAGGACCGUCAGAGACGAGACAGGCAAACCCAUGAAGACAAGCAGACCCUUCAGAGACAAGACAGGCAAACCCAUGAAGACAAGCAGAACCGUCAGAGACGAGACAGGCAAACGCACGAAGACGAGCAGAACCGUCAGAGACGGGACAGGCAAACCCAUAAAGACGAGCAGAACCAUCAGAGACGAGACAUGCAAACCCAUGAAGAUGAGCAGAACCAUCAGAGACGAGACAGGCAAACCCAUGAAGAGGAUCAAAACCAUCAGCAACAACAUAAUAGACAAAACUAUGAGGAGAAAGAGAGGUAUCAAGGAUCUCAGAAUCAAAAAUCCCAAGUGACCCAGAGAAGCUGUCCUAACAGAGAAAAAUUCCACAUGAAAGAGGAUGACCAGAGCCAAGGCUCACAGAAAAGACACACUGAACCAUCCUUCUAUCCAACCCAGAGCAGUGGGAGUCCCCAAAGCAGAGAACAGCGUGGUCACCCUACCAAGGGAGCUACUGUUCCCAACCCCCUCUAUGACUAUGUGCAAGAGCAGAAAUCCUACCAGUACUAGGCUAUGUGAGCACCAGAGGUAAAGCAACACAAAGCCAAAAAAGAAAUCUAU
Molecule: messenger RNA, 2591 nt
Organism: Pongo pygmaeus (Bornean orangutan)
Lineage: Eukaryota; Metazoa; Chordata; Mammalia; Primates; Hominidae
Gene: RPTN
Product: repetin
Exons: 3
Coding region: 42-2540 (832 amino acids)
Cellular component (GO): cornified envelope
Molecular function (GO): transition metal ion binding; calcium ion binding
Source: RefSeq, a predicted model, not a curated record